AUGACAUCCAUCGACCACCGCUACCACCCGCACGUCCUGGACAUCAUAUUCGCAAUGGCGCCUCGAACCAGUCUCCUCGCCCUCCGCACGGCAAGCCGUACGUUUCGCGACAGGGUCGACCGUGCCCUCUGCAAGCACCUGUCGAUCUCUGUCGCACCAGGCGUUGAUCUCCUCGACAAUACCGAAGGACCUUUCGUCUCCCGCACACUCUCGCCCAUGCUCCAAGACCUCGUCAUCUUGGACGGUGACGGCCGACGUUUGCCCGCCUUCUCCUCGAGCGUCGUCGGACCCACCGGUCCCGAUCCUAAAGAGCGGCAGCGAGACAUCCUGGCAGCCACCACCGUCAUCAACGUUGUUGGUAGGAUGACGGUCGAGCACAUGGAUUUCCUCAACCCCUCCUUCAACCUUCACACGUUCCGCAUGACGGCGCAUUCCGAAUGGGUGCACGUCCAGGACCGUUUGAACCUCUCGGUCGAACGUAUUGUGUUUUUUGGCGACGUAGACAUCCGAUUCGGCGUCGUCGUGAACACGAAUAACAACCUGCGCAAAGUCGUCGUCCACGUGGGUUCGGAAGAGGAGAUCCCAAUUCGGAAACUUCGCGAUAUCACGUGGAUGUGCCGACCAAGGCCAACUCCUCCAUCGCGACUGGUCCUCAUCAGCGACCAAAAUGGCACGCAGCCCUUUUGGGUCCCCUUCUUCGAUGUCAAUCUCGGUCACCGAUUCUCGCAGAUUACAUUCGUCGACUUCCACUGCGACCUGAGCCACGACCACUCGAGUGACCCUGCUGCGUGUGCCGUUCGGAUCCCAGCAUACCUUCAGGAGUUGAUUGAGACAGAGACCGAAGACGCGCCGCGCUCCCGGGACCUCUCUGCUAAAUUCAACUUCAUGUCUCGCGAGCAAUACUUCGCCACUCUGUCCGCCGAAGACGUCCAGCUUGAAACUGUAGACCUUACCGUUUGA
Messenger RNA from Apiotrichum porosum, 960 nucleotides. RefSeq lists its product as uncharacterized. Lineage: Eukaryota; Fungi; Basidiomycota; Tremellomycetes; Trichosporonales; Trichosporonaceae. The transcript has a single exon. The record is from RefSeq and is a predicted model, not a curated record. Bases 1 to 960 code for a protein of 319 amino acids.